AUGGAUGGACCGACCUUCCGGAAGUUGACGUCGAGACAGAUCGAUCUCGUAGCUCCACGUCUCCAAGUCCUUACUCGAUCCAGCCCCGACGAUAAAGUACGCCUAGUAACUCAUUUAAAGAGUCUUGACGAGGUCGUGGCUGUGACCGGAGACGACACGAACGAUGCCCUCGCAUUGAAGGCUGCAGAUGUGGGUUUCUCCAUGGGCAUAUCUGGAACCGAAGUCGCCAAGGAAGCAUCCGCAAUUGUUUUAAUGGACGACAACUUUGUAUCGAUUGCCAAGGCAAUCUCCUGGGGCAGAGCCGUCAACGAUGCCGCCAAAAAGUUUAUGCAGUUUCAGUUUACCAUCAACGUUACGGCCGGCCUUCUUACUGUCAUAACUGCACUCAUUGGUGGCACGGACGCAUCUGUCUUCAGUAUUGUCCAAUUGUCGUGGAUCAACCUGAUCAUGGAUACGUUCGCUGCGCUGGCCCUCGGUACCGACUUUCCAACUCCCAAUCUGCUGAAGCGGAAGCCCCAGCCGAGAGGAGUUGCAGUCCUCAACGUUACAAUGUGGAAGAUGAUUCUAGGGCAGUCCAUCUACCAGCUUGCGGUCAUCUUCACGUCCCACUACGCAGGGGAAAGCAUCUUCCAAUACCACACCGAGCAACAGCAGCGACAACUACAAACCAUGACCUUCAACGUCUAUGUGUGGAUGCAGUUCUUCAAUCAAAUCAACUCCCGGCGGAUCGACAACCGAUUCAACAUCUUGGAGGGUAUUCUCCAGAAUCCUUGGUUUUUGUUUGUGCAGGCUGUGACACUUGCUGGACAAGUCAUAAUCAUCUUUCUGGGUGGAGAAGCAUUCCAAGUUGCUCCUCUCACGGGAGCUCAGUGGGGCUGGUCUCUUAUGUUUGGAGUUCUCACUAUUCCUGUCGGCAUGCUGGUCCGUCUCAUACCUGAUUGGCUCCUGACCGCAGCUUCGGAGAUGUUCGCUCUCCCAUGGAAUUCAUUUACGACGCGUCGUACGGAGCCAGGGACAGCUACACGCAGUCUCGGUCCAGUUAUGGGACUCUUCAACAGAUGCUUGGGCCCUCGAAAGCAAACGGAAGGAGAAGAAGCUAUUCAAACCACCCAACAGAGUGCUGGUGCAACCGAUGAGGGCCUUGGCAAGUCUGGCGACCCAGCCGACCAGCAAUUGGAUCUUGAAGCGAUUGUUGAAGCUCUGAGGUACGGUACAGCUGAGGUCAAUGCCGGAAGUCAGCUGCAUCCAGACACUCGGAAGGAUGAUCCGGUUCUUGUCGACUUGAGACAGAUGGGUAUUCCGCCAAGUCAGAACCCUGCUCUGUGGCAGUUCAUGCGAUCACAGCUUUGA
Molecule: messenger RNA, 1350 nt
Organism: Colletotrichum aenigma
Lineage: Eukaryota; Fungi; Ascomycota; Sordariomycetes; Glomerellales; Glomerellaceae
Product: Calcium-transporting ATPase 2
Exons: 3
Coding region: 1-1350 (449 amino acids)
Biological process (GO): intracellular calcium ion homeostasis
Cellular component (GO): membrane; intracellular membrane-bounded organelle
Molecular function (GO): ATP binding; ATP hydrolysis activity; P-type calcium transporter activity
Source: RefSeq, a predicted model, not a curated record